AUGGGGUUCAGGAGGCUGCCCCACCCCAGGCUUACCUGGGAUGGGGACGUUAGUGACUGGAGGGGCUGGAACGGUGCCUCUGGGUCCCGGCGUGGAGUGAACUCUGAAAACCGGCCUCCAGAUUCUGCCUCCGCUAAAUGUUAUUCGGAGCUCACCCCGGAGUCUCCUGGCCCGAGGCGAAGUGUGCCUGAGGCACGGGGGGCGUGGGAAGGCUGGAUCCUGGCUGCGGUUGGGGUCGCGGAGACACACGGCGAAGAAGCCGGAACUCUGUCGGCGCGAUUACGUGCGGAGAUUCAGACUAGACCAGGGUCGCGCUCAGGCUGUGCUGUGGAAAGGAGCCGCGCGCGACCCAGCAAACCCGAAUCUAAGGAUGGGCCUGGGGUCGGAUUCGGAGAGAACCUACCUAGCUGGGGAGUCUUCAGUUUUGCCUGUGAAGCCUGCAAAAAGGUGACAUUUAAUAUACCUUCCAAACUAGAGGCAGACAAAAUAGUUGGCAGAGUUAAUUUGAAAGAGUGCCUCAGGUCUGCAGACCUCAUCCGGUCAGGUGACCCUGAUUUCAGAGUUCUAGAUGAUGGAUCAGUAUACACAACUAGCACCAUGGUGUUGUCUGAUGAGAAAAGAUCAUUCACCAUAUGGCUUUCUGACUCCAGGACACAGGCACAGAAAGAGAUUAAGGUGCUCCUGGAACAUCAGAAGAAGGUGCUGAGGAAAAGACAUGCUAAAGAAGCCGUUCUCAGGCGUUCCAAGAGGAGAUGGGCCCCUAUUCCCUGUUCAAUGCAAGAGAAUUCACUGGGCCCGUUCCCUUUGUUUCUUCAACAAGUUCAAUCUGAUGCAGCACAGAACUAUACCAUUUUCUACUCAAUAAGUGGGCAUGGAGUUGACCAAGAACCUUUAAAUUUGUUUUUCAUAGAAAGAGACACUGGAAAUCUGUAUUGUACCCGGCCUGUGGAUCGUGAAGAAUAUGAAGUUUUUGAUUUGAUUGCCUAUGCCUCAACUGCAGAUGGGUAUUCAGCAGACAUGCCUCUUCCACUGCCCAUCAGAGUGGAGGAUGAAAAUGACAACCACCCUAUUUUCACAGAAGCUAUUUAUAAUUUUGAAGUUCCAGAAAGUAGCAGACUUGGUACUACAGUGGGAGUGGUUUGUGCCACAGACAAAGAUGAACCGGAUACGAUGCACACACGCCUGAAGUAUAGCAUUUUGGAGCAGACCCCGAAGUCCCCAGGGAUCUUCUCUGUGCAUCCGACCACAGGUGCCAUCACCACAGUCGCUCAUUAUUUGGACAGAGAGACUGUAGAUAAGUACUCACUGAUAAUGAAAGUACAAGACAUGGAUGGUCAAUUAUUUGGAUUGAUGAGUACAUCAACUUGCAUCAUAACAGUUAAAGAUUCAAAUGACAAUGCACCCACUUUCAAACAAAAUACUUAUGAAGCAUCAGUAGAGGAAAAUGCAUACAAUGUGGAGAUCUUACGCAUACCUAUAGAAGAUAAGGAUUUAAUUAACACUGCCAACUGGAGAGCCAAUUUUACCAUUUUGAAGGGGAAUGAGAAUGGACAUUUCAAAAUCAGCACAGACAAAGAGACUAAUGAAGGUGUUUUGUACGUUGUAAAGCCGCUGAAUUAUGAAGAAAACCACCAAGUGACCCUGGAAAUUGGAGUAAGCAAUGAAGCUCCAUUUACUCGAGAUUUUGCACUCAGAACAACCAUGAACAGAGCCUUGGUCACAGUUCACGUGAGGGAUCAGGAUGAAGGACCCGAAUGUAGCCCUGCAGCCCAGUAUGUACGGAUUCAAGAACACUCAGCAGUGGGGUCAAAGGUCAAUGGUUAUAAGGCAUAUGACCCUGAAACUAGAAGUGCCAGCGGCAUAAGGUACAAAAAAUUGCAUGAUCCUAAAGGAUGGAUCACCAUUGAUGAGAUUUCAGGGUCAAUCACAACUUCCAAAAUCCUGGACCGGGAGGCCAUGACUCCCAGAAAUGACUUAUAUAAUAUAACAGUCCUGGCAAUAGACCAAGAUGGUAGAUCGUGUACUGGAACACUUGUGGUUAACAUUGAAGAUAUGAAUGAUAACCCACCAGAAAUACUUCAAAGUUAUGUAACAAUUUGCAAACCAAGGAUGAGGUAUACUGACAUUUCAGCUGUCGAUCCCGAUGAACCUAUCCAUGGCCCUCCAUUUUAUUUCAGCUUGGCAGACACUUCUCCAGAAAUGAACAGAAUGUGGACCCUCACCAAAGUUAAUGAUACAGCUGCCCGUCUUUCAUAUCAGAAAAAUGCUGAAUUUCAGGAAUAUAGUGUUCCUAUUACUGUAAAAGAUAGAGAAGGUCAAUCUGCAACAAAAACCGUGAGAGUUAAUCUGUGUGAUUGUACUCAUCCAAGUCAAUGUCUGCCGACCCGAAGGAGCGCAGGAGUAAUACUCGGAAAAUGGGCGAUCCUGGCCAUACUGCUGGGCAUAGCAUUACUAUUUUCUGUAUUGCUAACUUUGGUAUGUGGAGUUUUUGGUGCCAAAAAAAGAAAAGGUUUUCCUGAAGAUUUAGCACAGCAAAACUUAAUCAUAUCAAACACAGAAGCACCUGGAGAUGAUAAGGUGUGUUCUGCCAAUGGGUUUAUGACCCAGACAGUCACUAACUCUGGCCAAGGCUUUUGCGGUACCAUAGGAUCAGGAAUGAAGAACGGAGGGCAGGAGACCAUUGAAAUGGUGAAAGGCGGACACCAGACCCUGGAAUCGUGCCGGGGGACGGGGCAUCAUCACACCCUGGAUUCCUGCAGGGGAGGACACGUGGAGACGGACACCUGCAGACACACCUACUCCGAGUGGCAUAAUUUCACCCAGCCCCGCCUUGGUGAAAAAUUGCAUCUGUGUAAUCAGAAUGAAAACCAUGUGCCAUCUCAAGAUUAUGUCCUUACGUAUAACUAUGAAGGAAAGGGAUCUCCAGCUGGUUCUGUAGGGUGCUGCAGCGAAAAACAGGAAGAAGAUGGCCUUGACUUUUUAAAUAAUUUGGGAGCCAAAUUUACUACAUUAGCAGAAACAUGCACAAAGAGAUAA
Puma concolor (puma) is the source of this 3036-nucleotide messenger RNA. Lineage: Eukaryota; Metazoa; Chordata; Mammalia; Carnivora; Felidae. The record is from RefSeq and is a predicted model, not a curated record.